Molecule: messenger RNA, 1245 nt
Organism: Acinonyx jubatus (cheetah)
Lineage: Eukaryota; Metazoa; Chordata; Mammalia; Carnivora; Felidae
Gene: RAB8A
Product: RAB8A, member RAS oncogene family
Exons: 8
Coding region: 65-688 (207 amino acids)
Biological process (GO): Golgi vesicle fusion to target membrane; regulation of exocytosis; protein secretion
Cellular component (GO): synaptic vesicle; trans-Golgi network transport vesicle; endosome
Molecular function (GO): GTPase activity; GTP binding
Source: RefSeq, a predicted model, not a curated record
UGGACGGAACCAGCGGCCAGUGGCGAGGCGCUGGCCGCACUUCCCGUCGGGGAGAGAGUGUAAUAUGGCGAAGACCUACGAUUACCUGUUCAAGCUGCUGCUGAUCGGGGACUCGGGGGUGGGGAAGACCUGUGUCCUGUUCCGCUUCUCCGAGGACGCGUUCAACUCAACUUUCAUCUCCACCAUAGGAAUUGACUUUAAAAUUAGGACCAUAGAGCUCGAUGGCAAGAGAAUUAAGCUACAGAUAUGGGACACAGCUGGUCAGGAACGGUUUCGGACGAUCACAACGGCCUACUACAGGGGCGCAAUGGGCAUCAUGCUGGUCUAUGACAUCACCAACGAGAAAUCCUUUGACAACAUCCGGAACUGGAUUCGGAAUAUUGAGGAGCAUGCUUCUGCAGAUGUCGAAAAGAUGAUACUCGGGAACAAGUGUGACGUGAACGACAAGAGACAAGUGUCCAAGGAACGGGGAGAGAAGCUCGCCCUGGACUAUGGAAUCAAGUUCAUGGAGACCAGUGCGAAGGCCAACAUCAACGUGGAGAACGCAUUUUUCACUCUCGCCAGAGACAUCAAAGCAAAAAUGGACAAAAAACUGGAAGGCAACAGUCCCCAAGGGAGCAGCCAGGGAGUCAAAAUCACCCCAGACCAGCAGAAGAGAAGCAGCUUUUUCCGAUGUGUUCUUCUGUGAGGAGCACUGCCUUACUCUGAGCCUCGCUCAGCUGAGCUGACUGUGCCUGUCCUGAGCGAGCCCCUCGCUCGGCCGGGGGCCCUCCCCCCCCAACACUCCCUGCCGUGCCGCGGCCACCGGGCCCAUGGCCACCAGACACAGUUGAGAAAUUGUUGAUUUUAGUAACUGUCUGAUCUUUUUUCAACUUUGGAGAUGGAAUGAGUUAAGGAUUUGCUAUUUUUCUGGUCUGCGGAACGGGCCCUCUCACCACGUGACCAGAGAGGAAGCUGGAGCGGAGCUGUGGCCGCCAACAUCAGCCGGCACGGUGGGCCUCUGUCUCCAGGCCUCCCUGCAGCACAACCGAAGCCCCACCGGAAAGCCCGUCCACGUCCCCACCACAGAAGCCAGGCCCCGGAGCCCAGUGACGGUUCCAGGAGUGCUGGGCCCCCACACCCUGAGCGAGGCGACGCAUGCCGGGCCCACAAAGCGUCCAGCCAGCACAUCUGACGCCUACCUUCUCCUCUUUCUCCUUCUACCUGUCAGUUUUGGACAAGUGACAAAAACCAUUCUCUUCCCCC